GGCUUUGGCGCAGGAGAUGGCCUUUACCAGCAACCGCUCUUUGCUGCGGCCAACCUUAGCCCUGGGAUUCAUGUCGUUACUCUCACCAAUAAUCGGAACUCGAGGCCGGGUACUAAUACCCCGCGAUUCUGGCAGAUUAUAUGGGAGGAAGAACUGGGGGGUCAAAAUGACACGUUGAAUAACCAGACUGACGAUGAUAAUGCUUCUGGAUUCGAAUAUGGGCCCGCUGCAACAGCGUGGAAUACCGUGCCCGAGAAUGUGGUCCAGUAUCACGGAGGCACUGGACAUACAACUGUCAGUUCAACAGCGUAUGUGACGUACACAUUUACUGGAGAUGCGGUCUCCAUCUUCGGUGCUCUCGGUCCAACGCAGGGUCCAUAUUCCGUGCAGCUUGACGGCAACGCUCCGGCCAAUUAUAGUGCAGUUGCUCCCAGUUUCUUUGCUCAGCAACUUCUCUAUCACGCCACUGGCUUGGGUGGCGGGCAACACUCUGUUCGCCUUACCAACAUGCCCGCGAAGACUGGCGAUUCGCUGAGCGUUGACUAUGCGAUUGCGAAUGCGGUUCAAGUGCCAAUCAUAAUCACCUCCAGUACAAGCUCAGCUUCGACUUCCUCGUCGGCUACUACAACGAGCACGAGCGAGACUGCUGCGGCGACAUCGGAUACUCCUCCGCCAUCAAGUAAAGGGCUUCCAACUGGCGGUAUUGUCGCAAUCGUCGUGGGCAGUCUCGCUCUCAUGGCGAUAAUUAGUUUUGCGCUCAUGAU
Acaulospora colombiana is the source of this 764-nucleotide messenger RNA. The record is from the annotation of a GenBank genome assembly. NCBI's taxonomy places the organism in Eukaryota, Fungi, Glomeromycota, Glomeromycetes, Diversisporales, Acaulosporaceae.